AUGACUGCGCUCCUGGCGGUCCGUGAAACUCAGCUCCUCCAGGAACUUUGUGUGACCCUGGGCAAGCCGCGGUCCUGCAGGACUCCCAGAAGUGAGUGCCCCAGUCCCGGGCGCAGCAGCGCCGCCAAGCGGAAGAAGAAGCAGCGGCGGAACCGCACCACCUUCAACAGCAGCCAGCUGCAGGCGCUGGAGCGCGUUUUCGAGCGCACGCACUACCCCGACGCUUUCGUGCGGGAGGAGCUGGCCCGGCGGGUCAACCUCAGCGAGGCGCGCGUCCAGGUCUGGUUUCAAAACCGCCGGGCCAAGUUCCGCAGAAACGAGCGGGCCAUGCUGGCCAACCGCUCGGCCUCGCUGCUCAAGUCCUACAGUCAGGAGGCCGCCAUCGAGCAGCCGGUGGCUCCCCGGCCCACCACGCUGAGCCCGGACUAUCUCUCCUGGACAGCCUCGUCCCCCUACAGCACGGUGCCGCCCUACAGCCCUGGAGGCUCAGGCCCCGCGACCCCGGGGGUCAACAUGGCCAACAGCAUCGCCAGUCUCCGUCUCAAGGCCAAGGAGUUCAGCCUGCAUCACAGCCAGGUGCCCACCGUGAACUGACAGCCAGCUCCGCCAGGAUCCCAGUGCCUCCCUGGUCUGACGACAACAGAAAAGAGGGCAGACACGCGGGAAAGUGACCUUCUCCUGUCCCCUGUCUCCGGGACAGGCUGGCUGGGCUCUCCUGGCCCUUCUCUGCAGCCCAGACUCCUGGGCCCAAGAGGCUGCUGAGACGCCUGGAGCCUGGCUCAGCCCCUCAUCCCUGGCCGCUGGAGACUUCGGCCCCUGAUCCUUGGAGGGGUUGGGCCAGAAGGUGGAAUAGCAGUUCACCGAGGACCUCACUUACUUGGUGUAUGAAAGCCAAAAAGCUGUUGUCUGUAAGAAAUAAAAAAAGAAUAAAUUGUUUAAGCCCC
Molecule: messenger RNA, 944 nt
Organism: Odocoileus virginianus texanus
Lineage: Eukaryota; Metazoa; Chordata; Mammalia; Artiodactyla; Cervidae
Source: RefSeq, a predicted model, not a curated record